This is a messenger RNA of Lethenteron reissneri (Far Eastern brook lamprey), 3224 nucleotides long. RefSeq names its product solute carrier organic anion transporter family member 1C1-like. The record is from RefSeq and is a predicted model, not a curated record. NCBI's taxonomy places the organism in Eukaryota, Metazoa, Chordata, Hyperoartia, Petromyzontiformes, Petromyzontidae. Gene Ontology annotation, biological process: sodium-independent organic anion transport; transmembrane transport. Gene Ontology annotation, cellular component: basolateral plasma membrane. Gene Ontology annotation, molecular function: protein binding.
CCUGACCCGAAGCUGGGCCAGGACGCAGAUCAUGGGGAAGGGACGCUGGCUUGGAGAAAGCCCAGGUUCAGAGGAUGCUAAACUGCCCCGGUAUGCCAGCAUUAAGGCGUUCCUGGCCAGCCUGUCACUGCUGUACUUCUGCAAGGCGCUCACGGCUGCCUACAUGAAGGGCGCCAUCACCAGCAUCGAGCGGCGCUUCUCCCUGCCCAGUUCUCUCGCAGGCACCAUCGAUGGCGGCUUCGAGAUGGGCAAUCUCCUCGUGGUUCUCGUGGUGAGCUACUUGGGCUCCCGGCUUCACCGUCCGCGGCUCAUCGCCGUCGGCGCCACCGUGAUGGCAGCGGGCACGUUCGUCAUGGCGCUGCCGCACUUCUUCAUGGAGCCGUACAAUGAGCACGAGGCUCAAGGCCACGCGCAGGCGAACGGGACGACCGGAGCUCUGCCCGCGCAUUGCCUGUCCCGGUCAGCGGCGGCGGCCGAGACUGGAGCGCCUCCAGCGGGCUGCGCGCAAGGCUCGGGCAGCCGGCUCUGGGUGCUGCUUCUUGCGGGAAACAUCCUCCGCGGGGUGGGUGAGACGCCCGUCACCCCGCUCGGAGUCUCCUACCUGGACGACUUCACCCGCCGCGAGGAUUCCGCCUUCUACCUGGGUUGUGUGCACACGAUGGGGCUCGUGGGGCCGGUGCUGGGAUUCCUGCUGGGAUCGCUGUGCUCCAGACUCUUCGUCAACUUCCCAGACUGGGUGUCCAUGCAAGUGCAGGACAAGCGCUGGGUGGGUGCCUGGUGGCUCGGUUUCCUCGUCGCCGGCGCUCUCAGCCUGCUCGCCUCGCUGCCCUUCUGGGCUUUUCCGCGCAACCUCCCUCGUGAAAAGGAGCCGAGACGAUCGUCGGAGAUGUACUCGAUGCCUGUCAAGGACAUUCUGCUCACGUCAGGAGACAAGGACGAUUGUGCCACGGACUUCCCCAGGAGAGGGUCGCACAGCUCGACGCUAUCGACGUCUCCCACGUCGCUCAUCAGAGGGAUUGCCGUGUCUCUGCACGGGGUGCUUUGCCAACCGCUCGUUGUGGCUCUACUCGUUUCCCAAGUGCUCCAGGUCAUGUCGCUGGUCGGGUUCGUGACGUUUAAGCCCAAGUUCAUGGAGGAGCAGUUUGGCAAAACGGCGGCCGAGGCGAACAUGUUCAUGGGGGCGGUGAACGUACCCUCGGUGGCGCUGGGCAUGUUCGGGGGUGGCCUGCUGAUGCGCUGCCUGGCCCUGGGACCCCUGGGGGCCGCUCGCCUCUCCCUGGCGUCCGGCUCGGUGGCCUGGGCCCUCACGCUCGCCUUCUACGCGCUGCGCUGCGACGGCCCCAGCGUCGUCGGCCUGACCCACGCGCCGCUGCUGGCUAGCCACGCGGGAGCGCGGGUCACCGGCUGCCCCGGCGCGUGCGAGUGCCGUGGGGACGCGUGGGAGCCCGUGUGCGGCUGGGACGGCCUCACCUACCUCUCGCCGUGCCUGGCCGGGUGUAACGCCACCGUCGGCGGCACCUCCACCCAGGGCGGAACGGCGCCGGUAUUCACGGACUGCGUGUGUGUUGGUGGCAUCGGAGGACGGGCCACGCUUGGGCUGUGCGCUCGCACCGCCUCUUGCGACCGCAGCUUCCACCUGUUCCUGGGCGUCACGGUGGCGUCGUCGUUCAUCUACGCUCUGGGCUCCACGCCGGCCUACUUCGUAUUUCUCCGGAGCGUGAGUAGCGAGCUGAAGUCGUUUGCACUGGGGCUGCAGACCAUGGUUACACGUACCUUGGCCGGAAUCCCCGCGCCGAUCCUCUACGGGGUCGCCAUCGACUCCUCGUGCACCAAGUGGGGGCUCGGCACGUGUGGUUCCAGCGGCGUGUGCCAGUUCUACGACACGGACGCCUUCCGGUGGAUUUACCUGACUCUCACGUGCGUACUGCGUGCCGUGUCCCUUGCUCUGUUCGCUGUUGGAUGCGGCCUCCUACAGCAGCAGCCCAACCGAUGGAGCCUGCCCUAAGGAGCACCCAGAUCUACAACACAAAGCCAGACUCGCUCACGCCAUGGUUACUAUUCCCCCGUGAACUUCACGCGUUGAAUCCGUAACCCAUGGUUGAGGACUCGGUCUACUGACUGUUUUGUCCCAUGCGAUUGUGUUCAAACAUCACGCUGCAGGUCACAACAACACACACAACCAUUCACCAUACUGCAGGUCACAACAACACACUCACAACCACUCACUACACAGCAGGGCACAACAACACACACAACCACUCACCAUACUGCAGGUCACAACAACACUCACCACACACAACCACUCACCACACCACAGGACUCAACAGCACACGCACUCACUCACCACACUGCAGGUCACAACAACACACACACAACCACUCACCACACAGCAGAUCACAACAACACACACACAACAACUCACCACACUGCAGGUCACAACAACACUCACCACACACAACCACUCACCACACAGCAGGUCACAACAACACACACUCACCACACUGCUGGUCACAACAACACCCCCACUCACUCAUCACACUGCAGGUCACAACAACAAAGUAAAAACAAAGAUCCCCCGUAUAGCCUUAAUAGACUGUUGGGGCAAGUGUUGUGAGCGAGCGCCUAUGAAGGCUGGCAUUGUGGCACACGAGGGGGUCGGUGGCCAGCACCACGCCCGGCCGCCUUUGUCUCCCCAGUGGCGAUGCUUACACACCGCACCGGGCACUGAUUUGAAGCUGAGUCGACCUAGGGGAUAAUCGUCACCGGUGUCGACCGUUAGCGAGAAUCGAACCAGCGAGCUGACCGCUACACUACCGCUCCCUGAGGUCACAACGACACUCACCCACCACACUGCAGGUCACGUUCGUAUAACUUUGGCUCAAAUCAAUAGACAUGUUAACUCUUACACUAUCACAACUUUGUAUCGUGCCGUUUGUUGAUGACUGCUCGAUGUUUCGUGACCUUGGGCCUGUGCUCAGUAAGUGUGUUCAAAAAUAAAAAAACCACAGACCCAUACGCUAUGUCUGUUAUUGGUAAAGUAUUAAGUUAUGAUUGAUGUUCCAAACCACUCAGCUCUGGAGGAGAGACACAUGGUAUGAGGUCAAUUGAAGGGACCCCAGGUUGUAGUUCUGUGAUAUCCGCUUCCGCGGGCUGUUGAUUCAAAUACUCUAUUGUUAUAAAUCACGCGAAAAUGAAUAUUGAGUGUAUGGGAACGUAUUACUGGA